Molecule: messenger RNA, 2113 nt
Organism: Impatiens glandulifera
Lineage: Eukaryota; Viridiplantae; Streptophyta; Magnoliopsida; Ericales; Balsaminaceae
Product: GTPase HflX
Exons: 13
Coding region: 311-1972 (553 amino acids)
Cellular component (GO): cytoplasm
Molecular function (GO): GTP binding; ribosome binding
Source: RefSeq, a predicted model, not a curated record
UGGUAUUCUUUCCGAAAGAAGGCCACUGAAUUAUCAGCCACAACUGGAAUUUGGCAGCACCAUAACCGUCCGCCGGUGGAAGAAGAAGAAGAGAAGCUAGCGGCCGGCGGUGAAGGAAGAAGAUAAGCUAGCGGCCGGCGGUGAAGGAAGAAGAUAAGCUAGCGGCCGGCGGUGGAGGAAGAAGAGAAGCUAGCGGCCGGCGGUGGAGGAAGAAGAGAAGCUAGCGGCCGGCGUUGUGGAUACUGCCUGCCUAAUAGGAGGAAUUUCAAUUGGUUGUAGAAAAAGAGAGGAAUAAAGCUCGAAAUAAGUCAUGAAUACAUGUUUCUGUUCAGCAAUUCGCUCUUUACCUUCCACUACAGGAAAUGACAACGCUAGAUGGAUUCUAAAUCCUAAUGACAAUCGAAUAGUUCAAUUAUCUUCUCUUACUUUCAGAAAGAAGAAUUCAUGGAGGCUUUCCAGAGUUUUUCAGGAGGAGAAGAUAGGUUUAGUUUCUGAUAAUGAUCUCAUUUCGACGAUUAGAUCUCCGGUAUCUGAAACUGAUCAAAGUGAUGAGACUGAGAUAGAUAGUAGUUCUCCUGUUGCUGAAGUUGAAGAAGAAGCUUCGGAUUUGUUGGCAAAAGAUUCACCGAAAAAAUUUGUAAAAAAGAAACAAGUCGAGGAUGAGGAUGAAGAUAGAAGAUUCACUUUACGAAACGGUAGAGAGGUUUUUGAAGAAAAGGCCUACCUUGUUGGCGUUGAACACAAAGGAGACUUGCGGGAUUCUUUUGGUAUAGAGGAAUCUCUCAAGGAACUGGCUCAGCUUGCUGAUACUGCUGGGCUGAUGGUUGUUGAUUCUACCUAUCAGAAACUUUCUAAUCCAAACCCAAAGACUUACAUUGGAUCUGGCAAGGUUGCUGAAAUAAAGAGUGCCAUUAAAGCGUUGGAUGUCGAGACUGUAAUAUUUGAUGAUGAGCUUUCUCCUGGUCAAUUGCGAAAUUUAGAAAAGGCUUUUGGUGGGGAUGUAAGAGUAUGUGAUCGAACUGCUCUCAUCCUGGAUAUCUUCAACCAGAGGGCAGCAACACACGAGGCAGCUUUACAGGUUUCUUUGGCUCAAAUGGAAUAUCAAUUGCCCCGACUUACUAAAAUGUGGUCUCACCUUGAAAGACAAGCUGGAGGUAGGGUUAAGGGUAUGGGUGAGAAACAAAUUGAAGUGGACAAACGUAUUUUACGUACUCAGAUUGGUUCUCUUAAGAAGGAGUUGGAAACUGUUCGUAAACAUAGAAAGCAGUACCGUAAUCGGCGUGUAUCUGUACCUGUACCUGUUGCGUCUUUGGUGGGCUACACAAAUGCGGGGAAGAGCACACUUCUAAAUCGGUUAACUGGGGCCAAUGUUCUUGCUGAGGAUCGGUUGUUUGCAACACUUGAUCCAACAACUAGAAGAGUACAGAUGAUGAGCGGGAAGGAGUUUCUUCUCACUGAUACUGUUGGAUUCAUUCAAAAGUUACCAACUACACUGGUUGCUGCCUUCAGGGCAACACUGGAGGAAAUCGCAGAAUCAUCACUUAUAGUUCAUGUGGUUGAUAUUAGUCAUCCACUGGCUGAGCAGCAGAUAGAGGCUGUCGACAAAGUUCUUUCACAACUAGAUGUGUCGUCAAUUCCAAAAUUGAUUGUCUGGAACAAGGUUGAUCAAGCUAGCGAUCCUAAAAAAGUUAGACUGGAAGCAGAUAAAAGAGAAGAUACAUUGUGCAUCUCAGCCUUGACUGGCGACGGUUUGGAUGAAUUUUGCGAAGUCGUUCAGGAAAAACUAAAGGACUCAAUGGUAUGGGUGGAAGCUUUGAUUCCCUUCGACAAAGGGGAGCUUCUUAGUACCAUACAUCGAGUGGGAAUGGUCGAGAGAAGUGAAUAUACAGAGAACGGGACAGUGGUGAAGGCGCAUGUCCCUCUACGUUAUGCUAGGCUUCUGACCCCAUUGAGACAGUUGUGCAUUACUUAACCAUAUUUCAUUGUGUUCUUGAUCUUCUAAGUACUCUGUAUAUAUGUAUAAAUUACUGAUCAUAAAAUUAUUAUAUACAGAAUACAACUUGAUCUUGUUUUUCUUUUACAUUACAAUUUGAGGUAGAAAUAUCUUAACCCA